AUGAAGCCAAACUACCUUACUCCCGAAUACAAGUACCUUCUUAAUGAAAUAGACGUAUUUUACUUGCGCGACUCUACGUUAAACGUUACAGAGAAGACAGUGAACGAUGAACCAAGAAAAAUGGCCUCGAUCUACUUUUGUGGAACAUUGUUGCUUGACUUCCAAAUACCCACUAUGCCUGAAGCUCGGGAGAUGGCUAAACGGUGCGGAUGGACGAAGAUCGUCGAUGAUUUUAGCUAUUUUAGAUGCAUCCUAGCUGAAUGUCUAGUUGACGUGCAACGCAAGGACGUCGCCAAAAUAGCGUUGAUCGCUUGGAAAAAAGCUAGUGAUGAGACUCGAAAAAAUUUCAAUUUUGGAAUAGAAACCUUUACUAGGCACGACAAUUACACGACUCGUUCGACAACUCAGACUUUUGAGAAUCCAAUAUCUGUGACUUCCACUAUUCUCAACAUUGACAAGUCAAAACAAACAGCACAACUCACACAAAAUAUCCAAAUUACACCAUCUGGCAUAAACAUUUACCUUACACCCGAAUACAAGUAUCUUCUUAAUGAAAUGGACGUAUCGUACUUGCGCGAUUUUACGUUAAACGUUACGGAGCGAAAAGUGGGAGAUAAAUCAAGAAAAAUGGCCUCGAUUUACUAUUGUGCCCGAAAACUGUUUCUCGAAUUUCCAAUACCCACUAUGUCUGAAGCUCGCGAAAUGGCUAAACAGUGCGGAUGGACGAAAAUUGUCGAUGACUUUACCUUUUUUAGAUGCAUUCUAGCUGAAUGUUUAGUUGGCGUGCAACGCAAGGACGUCGCCAAAAUGGCGUUGAUCGCCUGGAAAAGAGCUAGUAAUGAGGCUCGGAAAAGUUUUGAUAUUUCACGAUAG
This is a messenger RNA of Paraglomus occultum, 873 nucleotides long. NCBI's taxonomy places the organism in Eukaryota, Fungi, Glomeromycota, Glomeromycetes, Paraglomerales, Paraglomeraceae. The record is from the annotation of a GenBank genome assembly.